CAGCAGAUCCAGGGGCUCAGAGGAAACUCAGUCGGAGGUUCGUAUCGGAGACACACAGACAGAAUGCAGCAGGGUGCCAUACUUGUGGUCCUUUUGGUCCUGGUGAACUCCCUCCAUGGCGUGCCAGUGCUUGUCGAACCGCUCUUCCCCACACAGGAGAACUUUGACCUGAGCAAGUUCAUGGGGAAGUGGCAUGAUAUUGCGGUAGCUUCCACCUGUCCCUGGAUGCAGCGCCACAGAGGAGACUCAGCUAUCGGCAUACUGGAGCUGCAGGCCGGGGACACUGAAGGCAAAGUCAGCAUGAAACGCAGCAUGAAAAAGCACGGGACAUGUAAGCAGAUCUCCGGUGAUUAUGAGCUAACAGACACACCUGGAAGAUUCACCUACCACGUUGCCAAGUGGGGGGCUGAUGUUGAUGCCUAUGUCGUUCACACUAACUAUGAUGAGUAUGCCAUCGUCAUGAUGAGUAAACAGAAGACAGGUGGCGAGAAGACCAAGUCUGCCAAGCUAUACAGCCGCACCAUGGAACUGCGGACCACUAUCUUGGACGACUUCAGGAGGCUGGUGAGGGAGCAGGGCAUGGCUGACGACACAGUCAUCAUCAAACAGAACAAAGGCGAGUGUGUACCAGGAGCAGAGCCUGUAGCAGCAGAGUCUCCAUCUGAGAUUACGGCACCGAGAGCUAAGAGGAACAUAGUCCUCCCUGAUCCUGCCCCUGUGGAGGGCUCCGGUAUGGGUGAUGACACCAUGAUCUUCCGGAGUGCAGAGUCCUGUAAGGCGGAGCCAGACGCAGGUCCCUGUUUCGGGAUGGUGCAGCGCUACUUCUACAACUCCACCAGUAUGGGCUGUCAGCUGUUCACCUACGGAGGCUGUAUGGGCAACCAGAACAACUUUGUAACUGAGAGGGAGUGUCUGCAGAGUUGCCGCACUGAGGCUGCCUGCAGAAUGCCCAUGGAUGCUCAACCCUGCACUGGGCAGCCCAAGAUCUGGGCCUUCGAUCCCAACUCUGGACUCUGUCUGGAAUAUAAAAAGGACUACUGCCAGGGCAACAGUAACAAGUUCUACUCCAAGGGGGAGUGUGACGAGUACUGUGGGGUGAUGAAGGAUGGAGAAACUCAGUUCCUGAAAGCUAACUGAAGAUGAUUAGAGGUCAUAAGGAAGAACACAUGAACACACAGCACAGAUCACCGUCUGGGUUAGUCGUCUGACAGAAUACCUAUAUCAUUCAAUACAGAAUACAACACAAUAAAAUGAUGGAUUAAGCUGCUUGGA
Molecule: messenger RNA, 1272 nt
Organism: Oncorhynchus tshawytscha (Chinook salmon)
Lineage: Eukaryota; Metazoa; Chordata; Actinopteri; Salmoniformes; Salmonidae
Gene: ambp
Product: alpha-1-microglobulin/bikunin precursor
Exons: 10
Coding region: 64-1137 (357 amino acids)
Cellular component (GO): plasma membrane; cell surface
Molecular function (GO): serine-type endopeptidase inhibitor activity
Source: RefSeq, a predicted model, not a curated record